Messenger RNA from Rhinichthys klamathensis goyatoka, 3206 nucleotides. RefSeq lists its product as uncharacterized. The transcript has 11 exons. The coding region runs from base 112 to 3159 and encodes 1015 amino acids. The record is from RefSeq and is a predicted model, not a curated record. Lineage: Eukaryota; Metazoa; Chordata; Actinopteri; Cypriniformes; Leuciscidae.
CCGGAAACGACGAGUUACUGCUGCAGCCAUAUGUCACAGCAAUUUUAGAACAGCAGUACUAGGCCAGCGGUCUCCGGGCAGAGUUUGCAACCGAGCUAAUAGCACAGAGUUAUGGAGGGGUGCACGAGACAUAUUUCAAUUCAAAAAGGUCAAACAUUCCCUCAGUUGGAGAGAUGCACAAAAUGCUGCAACCGUUUUCAUUGUCCCUUUUGUAUGGCCAGUGUAUUUAAGCCCAGCAGACUGGACAAACUCAAAUUACAUCUGAAAAUCCACUCUAAAAAAGCAGUUGUCCAUGGAGGCUUCAAUUUUCACAGGUGUGGACUGGGCUGCAGACCAUCCCUACAUUUCCACUGUAUAUACUGUUCAACAACAAUUAUAAGGAAACCUGAUUUUAAAAACCAUUUAGUAAUCUGUAAACAUAAGCUAGAUUCAGAAUCAGCCACAAAAAUGGUGUCAAGCACCAGUACGGCAGUGACCGCUCCAUCAAUAAUAAACACACCGUCAAUCAUCAAUACAACAGGGACCGUUCCUACAAUCAUGUACACACUGUCAACCACCAGUACAGACGUGACCGCUUUAGGGAUCAAAGAUGGACCCUCAACCACCACUAUAGACGUGACUGCUUUGAGGAUGAAAGAUGGAUCAUCACCCACCAGUACAGGCAAGAUUCGUGUGCGGCCUGUUAUUAAAAAGAGAUGCCCAAUGUGCAGUAUCCUCAUCAAUAAAACCAAUCUACAAAAACAUAUAGAACGGAAACACUCCGAUCAGUCAGAAUUGGACAUUGGUGACACAUUCCAGCUUACAAGCGAGUGUAUAGACGAGACAAAUGGGAUAUUUACAGUUCUUAAAAUUGUAAAAGGCCACAGCGUCCCCCUUCACGUACAAUACAAGACAAUGGGAGAAAACCACAGAAUUCUCUGCGAAUCGAACGAGUGCCAGGUUAACAUAGAUAUCGCGCAGAGGAGUGGUAUCACAUCAUACCAGUGCGUGCAUAUCAGUGCAGCGAGCUUUUGCAAGUCUUCGGCUGAACCAGUCUCGCUCGAGGAAGAAGUUUUAACGGCGAUAGUGAGAGAAAAAUUGUUCAGCGAGAAAAAGAAAAAAGAAUGCCUUGUUCUGCAACAGCUCGCCAAUAGUAGCAGCGUACCACUUUCCGUUCACACCUCGAUUGGCGUCUCAAAAACAAAAAUGUUUAUUUCGGUUUUUGAGCCCAGCGUGUCCUCGUAUAGUCGUUUGGGCCGUGUCAUGGUUGUUUAUAACACCCAAUUUAACACGUGGCACUGUCCCUGUACCAAAGUGCGACGCUCAUGUCUGCACAAGUAUGUUGCCAAAUGGCACCUAUUUCAAACGCACCAUGAGCUAUUGAGUACUGAUGGAUCACCACUCAACACGCCACAUUCAGAAGACGAAGGCGUCACAGACGACAUUCAUGUGUAUCCCCCGAAAGGUCUGGGGCUGGAGUAUAUGGUGAAUUACAUUCUUCAGAACAAAAAGAUUCCUGCUGUUCUUCCAGAAGAUAUGCGCAUACCAUCGGCACGCAAGGAUUACCCACGAAACCUUUGUCCGAAUGAAACUUUAUGCCAGGGAUGUCCAGGCGAAGUCCCUCUCAGUGAUCCUAUGCUAAUUACACAGAACGCCAAAAUACUGACCAAUUGGUGCAUUAUUGAAGAUGUUGGCACCUUCUGUAAGCAGUGCCCGCAGUGUGGGAUGUUUUAUCGUUACCAAGAGUGGAAAGACGGCCUCCAUAACUUCAAUGAUCACAUCAUCCUUGACAUACCUUUGUGCUUAACCUUCAGGAACCUUCUACAGGUUCAUACUUCAGUGAGCAGAGCAGUUGAAUAUUUACAGCUCAUGACAGGUGUGGAGUUUCCACCUCCAGACGCAAUGCUGCAUGCAUAUUUACAGUUUGAAGCCCUCACAGAUCAUGAAUACAAGUAUUCAUGCCCCUCCUGUGGCGAUCAUCCCCCGGUGGUGAUCUUGGGUGUACACAAACCGAGCACUUCUCACUUAUCAGAAAAUGACAUUAAAGAACCGCCAGAGAAUUUUAAAGGGGAGGUCAGUCUGGAAAAGUUCUGGGAGGCACUAUCCAAAGAGAUGAUCUGUCGAGGACUUGUUGAAAAUGGUGGACACAAUCCAUUUGCAGUUCCAACAAAUUAUCACUUUUGGGCUCCUUGGAUAGGCAAGAACACACGGCAGUCAGACACUGUGCUAAACACAGAGUUUGAGAAAGUUCGUGCUUCAAAGUCUGCGUCAGAGGUGUUAGAAAUGACUGUUACGGAGGAUAGUCUCAGUGAAGAACUUUUCAAACAGAAGGAUGAUGUGGUUAGAGGUUUAUGCAACGAAUGUGGUGUGGACUCCACUGGAUCUCGCAGUGAUCUCCUUCUUAGAUUGGCCGGUGAAAUGAAAUCCAGGCAAGCAUGUGAAAAGAUCUAUUCGAAAAUCUGGAGUUGCUCUGGAGGCUGGGGAGUCAUCAUGUGCCCCUGUGGAAUUGUCUACAGUCUAAAAUGCAAUCUCCGAGCUGCGAGCCCUCGAGACUUUGCCGAUUUGCUGUUAUCAUGGCAACAUAUGCCGAAUGUCAUGAUUUAUGACUCUGCGCAGAGUCUUGCUACGCACACCAAUCUAAGGGCCCCGGAAGAGCUUCCCAUCUCUCCUUUUGAAGGACUCUUGGUGGAGCCAACUCAAGCACACAUAGAACUUGCCAAACGUGGAAAGCUGACAGUGUCCCUGCCUUGGCUGGUUGAAAAAAUGGAAAUGACAGAUCCUCACGGACACCCGGCGACCGGUUCAUCUGAUCAUUACGUGCUUCAUGAAAGCAACUCAGAGGAUGGCACAGAUGUUCUGAGGAAACUCGCGCUCGUGCCUCAGCUGGCCGGCAAAGUGAAUAGUGAAGUCGCAGGGCGACUAUUUGCUAAAAUGAAGAAAAAUAACUACUUCAUGUCUUUGUCAUCAGCGCAUCUGUUUCUAAUGAGGAACAUCGUUCACCACUAUAAUGAAAACAAGGCCAACAAAGCGAGCACCCGGUUAAGAAAGAGUUCUGGAUCCAACGUGCUGACUGAUGCGUAUGGACAAGCUGUGCUGGAAAAUCCAGGAGGAUCCAGAAGCACGGAUAAUGUGAAUGAGGACUCAAUCCUGCAAUCUUUGAUGGACCUGAGCAGCGCUUGACUGGGCCUUCAGCACAGACAACCCAUUGGAGUUGGAAACAAUUGAAA